UAGAUAGAUAGAUAGAGAGAAUAUACUUAAUCUUCUGUCAAUGGAAGUGUUUGACACGGUAACAGAAUGAGCUCAUGAAGUGUUUAUGUACACAUGUAAUUACUUGCAUAACACUAUAUUAAAUAUAGGAUAUGGUUGCGCUUUUUUAGACAAAGAUAAAACAGGAUUAUAUAAGAGGAGUUCCUUUGCACUAUUAUUACUUGGUAAUUUUACAGUACCAAAAAACAGUUUUUCAUUAAAAAUAUUACAAUUAAAAAAGAUUAGGUUGGUGGUUCUGAUGGAUGUAAGCCUUAAGAAACUGGGAUAACAUUAUAAUUCAUUAAUUUACAUGAUGAGACAAAGGAUGGGACUAGCACUCCAUCCCGUUAUCAGCUACAAGUACAAGUAAGUGCGUUACAAGGUUUAUUUGAUUUCAUUUUCGCUUCAUAUCAGUCAAAGAACAGUCAUUUCACGAAUCAGUAACCCUUAAUGUUAAACCAGGACAUAAGAAUCUGAGAAUAUAUCUUUAGCGCACGUUCGGCAACUAAACAAACGCAACCUUGUGAUUCUGUAAUGCGAGACAGAGGCAUGUUGCUCUGGCUUCGGUUCGCGGAAACGGGCGGGCUUAACUCAAACGUUCUGAGCCUCGACCAAUCGCAGCGAUCAAGGAAAAAGGGCUAGGAAGGGGUUAAGUGUGGCCCUCCCUGUGGCAUUUGUCACAUUGCUCUCUCCACAGCUUUUGCACUUGCAGUUGUUGAAGUUCAGUCUCUUCGUUUGGAUUCGGGACAAUUCACUGACCAACAACAAUAUACAAGACGAGAGCGUCAGAAACACAGCGCAUAUAUUUACAAACGUCAUGAUGUCUUUUGGCUACCCUGCCUUCACGGAUACGUUCGUACACAAUCCUCUCAGCUUCGGCGAUUUCCUCGCGACAGGAGCUGCCACCAGCGUCGACACACCAACAUCGACACACCACGGCACCUCUUUUCGAAGUCUCGAUGUCUCAAGAUGGCGAGGUCAGGAAUGCCUCGAGUGGGUCACAAGUGUCUGCCGUGAGCGAGGCAUUGACAGGCACUCCGUCAAUCUGACAGCUUUCAGAGACACAACCGGCGCCGUUCUCAUGAACUUCUCUCUGUACGAUUUCUGUAACUUCGACAGCGUCUACGGAUCUCUGUUCUACGAGGAAUUUCAGCAAAUGUGCCACACGAAAAAUACAA
This is a messenger RNA of Penaeus vannamei (Pacific white shrimp), 1196 nucleotides long. The record is from RefSeq and is a predicted model, not a curated record. Lineage: Eukaryota; Metazoa; Arthropoda; Malacostraca; Decapoda; Penaeidae.